AAUGAGAGACUGCUUCAAUCGACGCCAGCAGCUGUCUUCGAAAUCUAUCAUUUACCAAUUUCUGACCUUUUUUAGUCCCGCAAAUAUGAUAAAUUACAGUAUAAUGUGACUGUAAACUACUGCCUCGGAAUGUACAGAGGACUCUUGCCAAAAGGUUUAACCGAAGACGACCUCAGUCCAGAUGACGAGGAGGACGAUGUUGAGGAGAAGAGGGAGAGAGAGAAGUGUGAGAGCUCUGCUGAAAAGUUGGGCUCAGCCGGGGAAAACACAGUCUCAGUGGUGGAGGCACAGCCGACUCACACUGCCAGUGAUGCAGACAGUGAUUCCCCGACAUGCAGUAUGCCUGGUAUAUCUCAGGAAAUGCAAAAAUUCCAGGAUCUACGACAGAAGAAUGACGAAAUGAAGACAAUGAAAAUCCCCAGAAAAAGAAAAAGAAAAAGAAGACAUCACAAGAAAGGAACAGAGAGUGAGGAUCCGACAGAGACAAGCAGUGAGCAUCAGGAGGAGCGAGAGAAGCACUGGGAUGAGCUUAAGCAGCAUUUUGGUGUAAAUGAUCGAUUUCAUCCCCCUGCAUGUUCCAAACCCCCUCCGAAGUCCGGCCUAGAAAAGAGCAUAGAGAGGGCCAUAGCUGAAGGGGACAUUGCAAAGGCGGAGGAGAUGAGCGACAGACUCGCCACUCGAGAGCUGGCUGUGAAAAUCGCUCAAGCCGCUGAUUGCCGUGACUUUGUGCAACGCAAACAGGAAGAGGAAGCUUUGAGGGCAGCGCAGAAAAGGAAGAACCAAAUAGCCUGGGGGUUUGAGGCUAAAAGACGAUGGGAAACCAAAAGCAACAUGGGCUUCAUGUGACAAACAUGAAGGAAAAGGAGAACGUGUGUUAUUUUUUUUUUAAUUUAAUUUGAUAAAAGUAGUGUUUUUAUAGCGGACUGAUCCUGUUUUUCUUUAUUCCCUUUGUAUAUUUUGAAGACUUCUCAACAGCAGAGUGUGAGGGGGGGAAAGUCACACAGUUGGCUGAGGAAAAACCAAUCCAGAGAGUACAAGAGAGAGAGAAAAUUAUGGAGCAUUCAAAUUAAUUCCUAAGGCGCCCAUUGGUGUCUGCAUUGUGUUAUUUUUCAUUACAUUUCAGUGAUUUGAGCGUUCUGGCCUUUUUUUUCCCCCCCUUCAAAUUAAAUCUGGUGUACAUUACUGGAUGAUGCAUUUAUUUAUUGCUGUAAAGUGGGUUAAUCAUGAAGGCGCUCCUUUCUUCUUCCGAGGAAGAGAAAGGGAAGAUUAGGGCCCUAAUGCAAUGUACAGGAUAAUGUGCGAUAGGAUUUGGGAGAAGAAAAUGAAAUUUGGCUGCUGUAAACAGUUGUGAGCAGUUGUAAACUGGAAGUUGAGUGAACGUUUUGGGGUUGGGGAGAUGAGAUGGGGGGGGGGGGCGGUGAGACAUGAAACAGAGGCUUUGCUGUUGGCCCUCACCCAUGCUGGGAGACAUGCUAUUGUUUCUCAGCUCGAACAACAGGCACGCGCUGUUUUCUCGAAGCCUACAGUCGCCGCUCAUUGUGUGAUGAGCUCUCUUCAGCAUCUGUAAACUCGUCUAGAAGCGUCAAUUCCUCUCGCUGUUACUUUGAUCUUUUUUUUGAUCUGCAGCAUUUGCCUCGGCAGCUACUCGCUCUUCUAAAAAGCUCAUUCAGAUUCCAGGAAGUGUUAAUUGCAAACAGCAUGCAAAAAAAAGCACAAGAAUGAUAAUUACUUUUAUUCGUAAUGCGUGCUUAUAUUUUUUUUUUCAACCAUAGAAAAUGAUUGCUUUGCUUCAAGGUAAUGAGAAUUAAAAUUAAUCCCACCUAAGUUGUUUGCAAUGCACAUAUUUGGGCACUUUGUCCCCCGGUGAGGAGCAGUGUUCUCAUAGCAUUGCUGUGUAGGCUGAAACAGGAUGAGGAAAAAUUAACUAAACAUCAGAAAUAAAAGUUUGUUGGCAAUUAUGAUACAAAACACCUGAGCUGUGGAAACCUAGAUAUGACAUGAGUGUAAAAACUAAUGCUUAAAUUUCGAGAAUCGAGCUUUUCCCAUCAUUUUACAUCCAAGAGAAUCACACGACCGUGUGUCUGAGAAGCUGUCAGUUGGUGAGAAUCGGUGCUAAUUAAACUAUUAAUUAUCUCUGUAAUGAGACGUGAGUUAAAACUGUGUUAAGCACAUCAAAGUACAACAUGGGAUUUCUUCACUUUGAUGACUGCUAUGAAAAAUAUAUCUUGACUGAGGAGUGAGGAAACAUUAACAGGACAAAAAAUAGCCAAAUCUCAGAGCUUUGAAAGUUUUGGAGAACUCUGCAAGAACAGCGUAACAGUUUAUUAGUCUGUUUUAUUUACAGGUGUGAUUAUUGCGUAUUUCAUAAACACAGUUUCUCAGAAAAGUGAACUUUUCAAGGUUAUAUUCAGUAUUACAUUUAUCAUCUCAGAGGAACUUGCAAGAACAUUCAAAAUAAAAGGCAUAAAUCAUCUGCGAAUAUGUUUCUUCCACAUGUACAAACCAUGUAGCCAUUUUUCAAAGCUAGUAGUUGUCAGUGAACAUGUCUAGCGCUGAUCCAAGAGCAGCUCGGCGCCGUAUCAAUAGCAUCUCACUUUAUUAAUCUCUUGGAACACAGGAUAAUGCCUUGAGCAGAGAUGAUUCUGCUUUUAAGCUGGAAAAUCCACUUUCCCCUCUCGUCAUGUUGAGGAGCUGUUUUCAAUAGUCUGUUCCUGGAGGCCAAUCUUAGCCUCUGACCUGGGCUGAUUUGUUGUGAAACACGGAGACAAAUUCCUUGGGCACAUGUAGCACCACUUCUAGGAAAAGUGUUUGUUGUGUGGAGUGGGGGAAGAAAAAAACAACAACAAUCCCAUUAAAUGGUUGGAAAGCUGCUGUUGUAUGAAAGGGAACAUAUGUUGCUGGUAACAAGACAUCAGCACUAUCAUUUGCUGCUAUCGCUGGCUAGGAGAGGAUUAACUGGAAGGAGAGAUCUCCAAGAUGCAGCUGAUAAAGGCAAGCAACGUUCAAAACAGCUCACAUCUAACGCAACCUGACAUGAUAAUGUUGCUUUGUUUGUGCUUUAUUAAAGGUUUUUUGAUAACAUUU
Molecule: messenger RNA, 3084 nt
Organism: Epinephelus fuscoguttatus (brown-marbled grouper)
Lineage: Eukaryota; Metazoa; Chordata; Actinopteri; Perciformes; Serranidae
Gene: fam204a
Product: family with sequence similarity 204 member A
Exons: 7
Coding region: 130-846 (238 amino acids)
Source: RefSeq, a predicted model, not a curated record